Pungitius pungitius (ninespine stickleback) is the source of this 474-nucleotide messenger RNA. RefSeq names its product ubiquitin A-52 residue ribosomal protein fusion product 1 (gene uba52). The transcript is spliced from 5 exons. The record is from RefSeq and is a predicted model, not a curated record. The coding region runs from base 28 to 414 and encodes 128 amino acids. Lineage: Eukaryota; Metazoa; Chordata; Actinopteri; Perciformes; Gasterosteidae. Gene Ontology annotation, molecular function: structural constituent of ribosome; ubiquitin protein ligase binding; protein tag activity. Gene Ontology annotation, cellular component: ribosome; cytoplasm; nucleus. Gene Ontology annotation, biological process: protein ubiquitination; translation; modification-dependent protein catabolic process.
UCGAGGCUCAGCUAGCGGCCGGCAAACAUGCAGAUCUUCGUGAAGACGUUGACGGGGAAGACCAUCACUCUUGAGGUCGAGCCCAGCGACACGAUCGAAAAUGUCAAGGCAAAGAUCCAGGACAAGGAAGGCAUUCCCCCUGAUCAGCAGCGUCUGAUCUUCGCUGGCAAACAGCUUGAGGAUGGACGGACACUGUCUGACUACAACAUCCAGAAAGAAUCUACUCUGCACCUGGUUCUGCGUCUGCGUGGUGGCAUCAUUGAGCCUUCCCUCAGACAGCUGGCCCAGAAAUACAACUGUGACAAGAUGAUCUGUCGCAAGUGCUAUGCCCGUCUGCACCCCCGUGCGGUUAACUGCCGCAAGAAGAAGUGUGGACACACCAACAAUCUUCGCCCCAAGAAGAAGCUGAAGUAGACAUUUUGGCUGAAUGGGUUCUCUAUGCCAUUUUUUGUUCAAAUAAAUGUAAAACUGAUA